CUGUCCCAUGCCACUAUAUAACAAAUGGUCUCCUCUCCCUGCAUCGUGAGGCCGGACUGAUCGAGGAGACAGACGACUCAGGGGCACAAGGCACAUAGCAAGCAAUGGGCAACAGCCUUAGGUGCUGCCUGGCCUGCGUCCUGCCCUGCGGCGCGCUGGACCUGAUCAGGAUCGUCCACCUCAACGGCCGGGUCGAGGAGUACGGCCGGCCGGUGGCCGCCGGCGAGAUCCUGGCCGCCAACCCGAACCACGUGCUCAGCAAGCCGUGCUCUCAGGGCGUCGCCGUGCGGAGGAUCCUCAUCGUGUCCCCAGACUCCGAGCUGGAGCGCGGCGAGAUAUACUUCCUCAUCCCGGCGUCGUCGGUGCCGCCGGAGAAGAAGCAGCAGCAGCAGAAGAGCGUCCUGCAGGCCGGCUUGCACGGCGACCAGCUGGUGGUCAAGAAGGCAUCGGCGCCGGUCCAUGGCAAGACCGCUCAUCAUCCCAAGAGCAAUGGGCGCCGUGAGUUGGGUGACGCCUUGUCACAGAAGAGGUCGUCGUCGUCGUCGCACCGGCGACGACGCAGCGGCGGCUGCAGAACCGCCGUAUGGAAGCCACACCUCGAGUGCAUUCUUGAGGACACUUGAGCAGAAGUGGAUCCAUUUUUUUUCUUUUUUUUUCUUUUUGUUUUGUUUUGUGAAUCAAAGGGGGCUAAUGUAAUGUAACACCACCACCAGCAUGGUGUUUUGCUCACUUUGUGCGGUUAAUUAGUGAGUGUUUUAAAUUUUUUUUGGGUAAUUGUAUAUCCAUGUAAUGUUUUCCCCUUCCUACAUAUAUAUGAUGGAAAUGGAGAGGGAGGGUUGCCAGAUCUUUCUUGUUCUUGUUCGCUCUGCAAUUGUCUUCCUGAUUUUCAGGGUUUGUGCAGUGGUUGAGGAAGAGAGUAAAUGAUGAGGAGACUCAAAAAUAUUUCAUCAAAAUAAACAAUACUCCUGCAAUACAAGUUGUUCUGUUUGAA
Messenger RNA from Sorghum bicolor (sorghum), 991 nucleotides. RefSeq lists its product as uncharacterized. The coding region runs from base 105 to 623 and encodes 172 amino acids. The record is from RefSeq and is a predicted model, not a curated record. The transcript has a single exon. Lineage: Eukaryota; Viridiplantae; Streptophyta; Magnoliopsida; Poales; Poaceae.